Fragaria vesca subsp. vesca is the source of this 1078-nucleotide messenger RNA. RefSeq lists its product as uncharacterized. The coding region runs from base 52 to 807 and encodes 251 amino acids. The record is from RefSeq and is a predicted model, not a curated record. NCBI's taxonomy places the organism in Eukaryota, Viridiplantae, Streptophyta, Magnoliopsida, Rosales, Rosaceae. The transcript has 2 exons.
GUACCUCACCAGUGAUCCCCUUCUCUCUUUCUUCCAAAGAGAGAUCCAAAGAUGGAGUCCAGUAAGCUCAAUGCUCUCUUCUUCAUCUUCAUCAUCGUCAUUUCCUCCGCCGCACCGAUUCUCGGUUGCCCUACUUGCGGCAAAAAGAAGCCUCCUCCCAAGCACACCAAGCCUAAACCCCCCAAAGGCCCAAUCAAGGUUCCCCCAAUCAAGGUUCCACCAGUUACAAUACCACCUAUCGUCAAACCACCAAUCACAAUCCCACCCGUCAUCCCUCCCGUUGUCAAACCACCAAUCACAAUCCCACCCGUCAUCCCUCCCGUUGUCAAACCACCAAUCACAAUCCCACCAAUCGUAAAACCACCUAUCGAAAUCCCACCAGUGAUUCCCCCAGUUGUGAAACCACCGAUCACAUUACCACCAGUCGUAAUCCCUCCGGUGAUUCCCCCGAUUGUGAAACCACCAGUGGAGAUUCCCCCGAUCACCACCAAGCCCCCGAGCAAGGGAACACCGUGCCCGCCACCACCCGGAAAACCAGCUCCUAAGGACACUUGCCCCAUCGACACACUGAAGCUCGGAGCCUGCGUGGAUCUCCUCGGUGGCUUAGUCCACAUUGGGCUCGGUGACCCCGUCGUGAACGAGUGCUGCCCUGUGCUCUCAGGACUUGUGGAACUUGAAGCUGCAGUGUGCUUGUGCACUGCUCUUAAAAUCAAGCUUCUCAACCUCAACAUCUUCGUCCCUAUUGCUCUUCAGCUCCUUGUAACUUGUGGCAAGAGCCCUCCUCCUGGUUUCACCUGCUCUAUCUAGAUCAAGUCGAUCGUGCAUGGUAGAUUCAUGGAGAGGACCGAAUCGUCAUGAAAGGAUGUCGAUCAAGCCAGCCUUCACUUCUUCUUUUCUCUUAUUAUCAUUUCUUCUCCCACAAUCUUUUCUUGUUUAAUUUAAUUAACUGGUAUUGAAGAUGAUUUGUGUUGUGAGAUUAUUGUAAACCAUUUGUUUUAAGUUAUGAGAAUAUUGUUAUUAUUCCAUAUCUUGAAUGUGUGUUUUAUCUCGAUCAAUGAAGCAACCAAAGUUGCUUUGU